ACAGUCUGGUGAGCCUGGUUACAUAGCCUGCUUGUCCAUCUCUGGUUGUUGCAUGAAACUGGGCUGGAAAACUUGUUCAAAAAAAGGGACACCAUUCACCUGAUUACAGGUCAGUGUGGCAUCAACAUGAUUUUAAAUCUUUUACUUAAAAGUUACACAGUGUGGCUUUAAACUGAUUUGAGUUGAGAGCUUUAGCUUUAGUCCUGUGCAAGUGGUGGUCACAUACACAUCUCUGACUCUGGUGCAUGCUCGGAUUAUUUCCAGCUACUUGCACACUGUGGAAAUCCUAAGCCACGCCCCUCUGCUUGACUUCCGUAUUGUAAUCUUACCUGAGCCUGAGGAGGUGAAGAGGACUGCAGCCCCACCAAUAAACUGGCGGUGUUUCAAGUAUCACCAUAAAACCAGUUAAAAAAAAUAAAAAAUCAUAACAGUGUCAGGACUUGUUGUAUUUCAGGUAGAGAUUAUUCCCGGCAUAAUGAAUGUACGGAGAGUGGAAAAGACAGUUUUGAGUGUGGAGCAGUCAGAGGGAAUCGGUGCUUAUGCUCGCAGGAGCAUCGGUAGAAAGGAACUGAGAAACCUGGAUCCUUUCCUGAUGUUGGACGAGUUCAGAAUGAGCAAACCAGCAGGUUUUCCAGACCAUCCUCACAGAGGCUUUGAGACGGUUACGUAUGUUUUAGAGGGGAUCACAGCGCAUGAGGACUUUUGUGGCCAUACAGGACGACUGAAACCAGGAGAUCUGCAAUGGAUGACUGCAGGAAAGGGGGUGGUCCAUGCUGAGAUGCCCGUGUCAGAGGAGCCGGUGGUGGGGUUACAGCUGUGGGUGAACCUGUCCAGACGAGACAAGAUGGUGGAACCAGCAUACCAGGAGCUUAAAGGCUCAGAUAUCCCCAAACCGAGCCAGGGAGGAGUGACAGUCGCUGUGAUAUCCGGAGAGGCUUUAGGAGCAAAGUCUAAGGUAUACACAAGGACGCCAACCUUGUACCUAGACUUCAGAGUGCAGGCAGGGGCCGUGCACAUACAGCCAGUUCCUUCAGGAUGGACUGCAUUCAUCUACACUCUAUCUGGGUCCAUUGAUGUUGGCCCAGAUGAGGAGCAGCAGAAGGUAGAGCCCCAUCACACUGUGGUGUUUGGAGAUGGAGACUGUGUCAAAUUUCAAAACAAGGGCUCUGAAGUUUCCCAUUUUGUGCUGAUUGCUGGAGAACCAAUCAAAGAACCCAUGGUACAACACGGUCCAUUUGUGAUGACCACAGAGGAAGAGAUCAGAGAGGCCAUCAGGGACUACCAGAAUGGCAAAAAUGGUUUUGAAAGGGCCGUAAACUGGAGGUCCAAGAUCAGAGAUUCUGUCUGAAGAUUAUAUAUUGCACUCUUGGUGAAAAUGUUCGCCUUACAUACCUUUUGCUAUGUUAAGAAUGUGGGAGUGGACAACAUGCUUGAUUGUUAACAGUCAGUAGUUUACCCUCUCCCUUGUAAAAUAUAGAUAUUCAUGGAAAAUGUGCGUCUCACUGCUCUCCACUCCCCUUGUUAAACUGAAGCCUUAUUACAUUUUCCUUCUGCUGUUUUGAAAUAACAAUGUAGCAGAGCUGUUAUGAAAUUCUGGAAGCAGGUUGCUUUUAUGCAUUGAUGUUGUUGUAAAGAUAAUUUAACAUAAUGUAUGAUGAUUUUACUUAUGUUUUGAUGUUUUACCACAGAAACAUGAACCCAAGUCAUCCAGCUACUAUAAAACAAAAGCAGUUUUUUUCCAGCUGCUUGAUAUCACAUGACCUCGAUUAACCAAAAGUCUUUACAGCCCACAAUAAAAUAUUAUAUUGU
Larimichthys crocea (large yellow croaker) is the source of this 1809-nucleotide messenger RNA. It is a transcript of the gene pir, whose product is annotated as pirin. NCBI's taxonomy places the organism in Eukaryota, Metazoa, Chordata, Actinopteri, Sciaenidae. The transcript is spliced from 10 exons. Gene Ontology annotation, biological process: monocyte differentiation. Gene Ontology annotation, cellular component: nucleus. Bases 476 to 1348 code for a protein of 290 amino acids. Gene Ontology annotation, molecular function: quercetin 2,3-dioxygenase activity. The record is from RefSeq and is a predicted model, not a curated record.